Molecule: messenger RNA, 909 nt
Organism: Melitaea cinxia (Glanville fritillary)
Lineage: Eukaryota; Metazoa; Arthropoda; Insecta; Lepidoptera; Nymphalidae
Product: GS homeobox 1-like
Exons: 1
Coding region: 1-909 (302 amino acids)
Biological process (GO): regulation of transcription by RNA polymerase II
Cellular component (GO): nucleus
Molecular function (GO): RNA polymerase II cis-regulatory region sequence-specific DNA binding; DNA-binding transcription factor activity, RNA polymerase II-specific
Source: RefSeq, a predicted model, not a curated record
AUGUCUCGUUCAUUCUUAGUGGACGCGUUAAUUAGUGAGACGAAGGAUUGCAAGAAAACGGAUUUGUCUAAUAAUCCACUGCAUACUUACACAAAUUUAAUGUCGCAUCAUUUAGACACAAGGCCAAAGUUUCUGCCAUAUCCUUAUCCAGGAGGAUUAAAUAAUCUGUUAACUCUUGGGUUGCAACAUCAACAGCGAACGCCGGAUUUAUUCAGACCGUUUUUAGAACACCUAAACUUUCGGUAUCCUCUCAUUAAUCAACUUCCUCGUCAGCCUGAAGUUUACGAACCAGUCCAGAAUGAGAGUCGUUCAUUUGAAACUUAUUUCAAAUCUGAAGAUGAACCAGUCAAUUUUGUGAAUAAAAGAAAAAAGUCAGUUUCUCCGUACUUGCAUCAUCCGUAUAAACCUGUUGCUAUAUCGCCUUCAAAGAGCCAAGGUCAGAGAUCACCGUCUUUAUCCAGUGAAAGUAGAAACGGUACGCCGAGUCCGCCACUAGCUCAUCCCGAGGAACUUCUCCCGGGCUACUCCAAGGAUCUAAAACGGAUGCCCUUGAAAGAAGAUUCUAGUAAGCGUAUACGAACAGCCUUCACAGGAACCCAGCUUCUAGAAUUAGAAAGAGAAUUCUCAAUGAACAUGUACUUAUCGAGAUUGAGAAGAAUCGAAAUCGCUUCUAGGCUGAAAUUAUCUGAAAAACAAGUGAAGAUCUGGUUCCAGAAUCGCCGUGUAAAGUUGAAGAAGGAAGAGAGUCCCAUGACUAGCGACGGAAUGAACAAGAAAUGCUGCUGCUCGAAGGCUUCUUGCUCUUCCAAAAACAGUUCGACAUCGUGUGAAAACGACCAGGAACAAAUAGACGUGGUCAGCGACCAUGACGGAAGUUUCGAAGCGCAGAACCUUUCAAGAUAUUCGUGA